AUGUUCGCCCCAGCACGCCGGCGAUGCGCGCAAGCCAUUGCACAAUCCACCUCCCCUGCCGCCGACUCGAUACCGACGUUCCUCCUGCCCCGGUUCGCUGCGCCCAGGACCUUCACCACAACCGCACAAUGCGGGUCCAAGAUCGGAGCGCUCCCGCUUUCAGUACCCCCGGGCGUGACCUUCAGUGUGAUCGCGCCAAAAGCAGCUGCAAAGGGAGCAAGAACACAGUCAACAAACAUGGUGCACGUGAAGGGACCGCUGGGCGAGCUGUCGAUGGAGAUAGCGCCCUACAUCGCCAUUGACCAGCAGUCGAUGACGCUGAGCAUACAAGAUGCCACCGAUGCGAAGCAGAAGGCCAUGUGGGGAACCACACGUGCAUACCUCCAGAACCACAUCCUCGGCGUCAGCGAAGGCCACAGCGCAAUUUUGCGUUUCGUGGGUGUCGGUUUCCGUGCCUCGAUCGAAGACACAGCCACGACCGUCGAAGCCGAGUUCCCUGGCCAGAAGUUUGUCAACCUGAAAGUCGGGUACUCGCACCCAGUCGAACUCUGCAUACCCAAGGGCGUAACGGCGAGCACACCGCAGCCUACACGCUUGCUGCUCGAGGGCCCCGAGAAAGAGGUGGUGAUGCAGUUCGCAGCGAAGAUCAGAAAGUGGCGCGUACCAGAGCCGUACAAGGGCAAGGGCAUCUUUGUCAACGGCGAGACGAUCAAGCUGAAGAACAAGAAGGUGUCGUAA
This is a messenger RNA of Ascochyta rabiei, 738 nucleotides long. Its product is annotated as 54S ribosomal protein L6 mitochondrial. Gene Ontology annotation, biological process: translation. Gene Ontology annotation, cellular component: ribosome; mitochondrial large ribosomal subunit. The record is from RefSeq and is a predicted model, not a curated record. NCBI's taxonomy places the organism in Eukaryota, Fungi, Ascomycota, Dothideomycetes, Pleosporales, Didymellaceae. Bases 1 to 738 code for a protein of 245 amino acids. The transcript has 2 exons. Gene Ontology annotation, molecular function: structural constituent of ribosome; rRNA binding.